This is a messenger RNA of Centropristis striata (black sea bass), 904 nucleotides long. RefSeq lists its product as uncharacterized. The record is from RefSeq and is a predicted model, not a curated record. The transcript is spliced from 8 exons. Bases 109 to 831 code for a protein of 240 amino acids. Lineage: Eukaryota; Metazoa; Chordata; Actinopteri; Perciformes; Serranidae.
UAUGUUGUUAAAACAAACGAGCCAGACAAUUCAAAAAAGUUUUCGAUCUCCGAUGACACCAACCAAAGAAUCUUCACUGUGACUAUAAAUGAUCUGACUGAUGACGGAAUGCGUUACUGGUGUGCUUUGGAAAGAUAUAUAGUGCUGCAUGUCAAAAAGGAAUUUAAGCUGUCAUUCUCAGGUGAGCCAAAGUUGUAUGUGGACCAACAGAAAUUCACAGCAUUUGAAGGGGGAAGUGUGACUGUAAGCUGCCGCCACAAUUUUAACGAUCAAAAAGUACAAAAGUGGUGCAGGCUGGGCAGUUCCUGUGUUCAGUCAUCAGGGUCAAUCGGUAAAACCACAGUCACCAUUGAUGCAAGUCACCCAAAAGUUUUCACUGUGACUAUGAGUGGACUGAAGACAGAGAGCAGUGGCUGUUCCACUAUGGUGACAAUUGUCAGCACCACCCUGGUCUUACUUCUGUUGAUUAUUCCUGCUGCCUUUUUCGGAUGGAAGAUGAUAAUGAAACGCAAGAAGCCAGAGUCUAAGGGGCCUGACAUGACUGUGGGCCCACAAUUUGGGAGUGACCCUGACGUGCAUUACGCCACCAUUGCUCAUAAUCAAGAUAUUACGGCACAGGUGAAGGGCCCACAAUUUGGGAGUGACCCUGACGUGCAUUACGCCACCAUUGCUCAUAAUCAACAUAUUACGGCACAAGUGAAGACUGAUAUACCUGAAGAGACUGUGACAUACAGUACCAUUGUUACGAAGAAUAGUGCACAGCAAAUGACUGAACCAGCAGAGGGAAGUGUCAUCUACAGCACAGUGCUUCCUAAACAGAAUAAGUGCUAAUGAGCAGAACAAGAUGGGAGGAUGGCAGGUAUGGCAACACUGAUAAAUCAAUCAACCCCGCAGUCUGUAUUGG